AUGAGUUUAUAUUCUAGGUUAGAAUUAACAUAACCAAUUUUAGUGGCUUAGGCAUUUGAAAGUUCUGAUACAAAUGUGUUCUAAUAUGCAAAUUCAAUGAUAAUUCUUAAAGAUAAUACAAUUUAUUAACUUCAUAGAGCCUAGAAAUUUUAUAUAUCAGAGGAAUAUUAAACUUAAGACUUCAACAAUACAAUAAAUUAUCCAAUAUUUAUUUAUAACUUUUCUGUAACUACAUUAUUAAAUGACAAAGUUUGUUACUAAACCUCAAACUAAAUGAUAAUUUUAUAUUCAAACUUCAAUUUAAGUUUAAAAAAUAUCAUCCCUCAAUCUAAAUUUUUCACAUAUCCAAUGAAUUUAAUUCUAGAUAGAUAAGUCGGAUAUUGUUAUUUAAUUUAAAAUUAUGAUUAAAACUAAUAUUUCAAUUUAACUUAAUUUUCUAUUAAGCCUAGUAAUAUUUCUAAUAAUAUUCAAAAUUACUCCUUAAUUACUUAAACAAAUAACCAAUACUUUGCUUUUGCAGAAUAAGUCUUAUAUUUAAACUGUAUAUAGUAACUUUAAUAAUCUCUAUAAUUAUAGUUAUUCAUUUCUGAAUUUGAGUGA
This is a messenger RNA of Paramecium sonneborni, 600 nucleotides long. Lineage: Eukaryota; Ciliophora; Oligohymenophorea; Peniculida; Parameciidae. The record is from the annotation of a GenBank genome assembly.